UGAGCAUGUGACGUCAUAUAUUUCCCCAUCAGUUUUUCCGGUGUACUAUUUCUUCCCAAAAUAUUUACAGAUCUCUCAAAAUUUUAAAGCAAUCAUGACAUCUGUGGAAUCUUCCAUGGAGAUAAGUGUCGUGGGUGAAGAUCAACAAGAGAGAAAGAAGGUGGAAAGUGUGGAGGCAGUGGCAAGCACAAGCAAAACUGAAGUUUAUGAACCUUCGGAAGAAUAUAAAAAACAAAGGGACCCCUGUGUGGAAAAUUUUCAGACAUGGAGUGAAAUGGACCAAGUUGACUUUGUAGAACAUCUACUUUCACUUAUGUGUCACUAUCAGCAUGGUCAAGUCAAUACUUUUCUUAAGCCCAUGUUACAAAGAGAUUUUAUUUCUGCAUUACCAGCUAAAGGUUUGGAUCACAUAGCAGAGACUAUCCUGUCCUACCUUGAUUUUAAAUCACUCUGUUCAGCAGAGUUAGUUUGUAAGGAAUGGUACCGUGUGAUAGCAGAUGGCAUGCUGUGGAAGAAACUAAUAGAGCGCAUGGUACGCACAGAUGCCCUAUGGAAGGGACUGGCAGAGAGGAGGGGCUGGGGACAGUAUUUGUUCAAGCCCAAGCCAGGGGAGCCACCAAAAAAUCACAAAUUCUACAGACAGUUGUACCCACAGAUUAUUGCAGAUAUAGAGAGGAUCGAAAAUAACUGGAGAACUGGUCGACACACACUCCAACGCAUCCACUGCCGUAGUGAAACCAGCAAAGGGGUUUACUGUUUGCAAUAUGACGAUCAAAAAAUAAUUAGUGGUUUGCGAGAUAAUACGAUAAAGAUAUGGGACAGAAAUACAUUAGAGUGUACUCAAGUAUUGACAGCACACACAGGUUCAGUCCUAUGUCUUCAGUAUGAUGAAAGAAUCAUCAUCUCUGGCUCUAGUGAUUCCACUGUCAGGGUCUGGGACAUUAAAACAGCAGAAAUGACAAACACACUAAUUCACCAUUGUGAGGCUGUGCUCCAUUUACGGUUUGCAGAUGGAAUAAUGGUGACAUGCUCAAAGGAUCGUUCCAUUGCUGUGUGGGACAUGCAGUCUCCAUCAGAAAUUAAUUUGAGAAGAGUGUUGGUGGGUCACAGAGCUGCAGUCAAUGUUGUAGACUUUGAUGACAAAUACAUUGUUUCUGCAUCUGGUGACAGAACAAUUAAGGUCUGGAAUACGUCCACAUGUGAAUUUGUCCGCACAUUGAAUGGCCACAAGAGAGGCAUAGCAUGUCUGCAAUACAGAGACAGGCUUGUAGUCAGUGGGAGUUCAGAUAAUACUAUUAGGCUGUGGGACAUAGAAUGUGGUGCUUGCCUUAGAGUUCUUGAGGGUCAUGAAGAACUAGUCAGAUGUAUCAGAUUUGACAAUAAAAGGAUAGUCAGUGGAGCCUAUGAUGGAAAAAUCAAGGUCUGGGACCUUGCAGCAGCACUAGAUCCAAGGGCACCAGCUGGAACAUUGUGUUUAAGAACAUUAGUUCAGGAACAUUCAGGCCGAGUAUUUAGACUUCAGUUUGACGAGUUCCAAAUUGUUAGCAGCUCACAUGAUGACACUAUACUUAUUUGGGACUUCCUAAAUGUACCAGUGUCAGAAACCUCAAGCCGAUCUCCUUCAAGGUCUUACACUUAUGUGUCAAAGUGAAGUUGAAGAAAUGAUAAAGAAAUCUUCGAUUUGAAGAAAGAAACAAAUGUGGAAAGAUUUGUGUUGUGUGAGUGUACCGUAUAAUUAACACAGUGGAGGUGUCAAACAUUAAACAUAUUGUUUACAUUUCAUAUGUCAUACCUGGAAAAAACUCUGAUCAUUCCCAUUGCUCUUGUGAAGAUAGAUUCAGAAAGAUGGAUUCAGGAAAACCAACAAAACUGAUGUUGUCCCCUGGAUGUUGCAUUGGUUGUAUAGCAUGGCUUUUCAUCGUUGUCAUCAUUCACUUCUCAUCAAUGUUUGCCCAUGUAUUAUACUGCAUCAGAUGUAUAUAAAAACAAUUUUGUCCAGUAGCUGAUAAUGAGAUAAACAAACAAAGGACAAACUUUGGCCAAUAGUUUAUUGGUAAAGGUAUCAGUGAGCUUUUGUAAUGUUCCAACAGUUAAACAUAUAGAGAAUGUGCUUGUAUAUUGAGGCCAUUACUAUAUUCUGUCCAAUUCCGAAUGUGUGUUAGACUGGGAAAUCUCGGGAUGCA
Molecule: messenger RNA, 2183 nt
Organism: Lingula anatina
Lineage: Eukaryota; Metazoa; Brachiopoda; Lingulata; Lingulida; Lingulidae
Product: F-box/WD repeat-containing protein 1A
Molecular function (GO): protein dimerization activity
Source: RefSeq, a predicted model, not a curated record